AUGAUGAAACAUUAGUCCAGCACAUAUAAACACUACACAAUAACCACUACUGUAGCAUUUUUGUUUAGUUUGUUAGGGGUGUGUGUGUAAUGCUGGAGUGCUUCCUCCUGGAUAUGUUUGCCAUCAUGUCUCUCUCUCUCACUUUCUCACACAGAGUUGCUGGACAGAUGCAUUUAAAGUGAAUGCAGGCAUUUACUAAAAGGAAAAGAACACUUUCACCUCCUCUCUCUCUCUCUCUCUCUCAACAUCCAUCUCCACCCUCCUUUUCCCAGUGGACGAAUGUGAACGUAAAAAUAUUUUAGCAAAUCCUACAUCUGGUUGGCUGUUUACUCCCUCAAAUACUUACACACGCAGAGAAUCGUCUCCACUUCCAAAAUGGAAAAGUCUGCUGGGGGCUAAGCAAGCUUUCUUUGGCUCAGUUUUCAGCGUGAAACGUGUGCCAGGGGUUUAGCGACACCUCGGAGACUGAAGACUUCGCUAACUUUGCACCGGAAACUGAAAGAUUCUCUUUCUCACACUGACAAGAUGUAGAGGAGAGGAUGCUGCAACAUCAGUCCCAGUGGACUGUCGACGAACUUCAGAACUCCCGUUUCGGAAUCAUCCUGCAUAAUCAACAGUGACGCCAUGGAAACAGAAUCCACUCAUAACCUGACUGAACCCGAUGUGUCUUUGUUGGACCAUAAUAUGACAAACUCAUGUGACUAUAUACCGACCUCAACCUCGCAGUACCAGAAGAAAGUGAUCCCUGCUUUGUACAGCCUCAUUUUCCUACUAGGUUUUCUUGGUAACAUACUGGUGGUGUGCGUGUUGUAUCACAGUUCAGGCAGGAGGACCGUAGCCAACACGUAUCUGAUGAAUCUAGCCAUGUCGGACUUGCUGUUCUUGAGCUCUUUGCCAUUCUGGGCUGUUUCCUAUUCGCUGGAAUACAACUGGGUUUUUGGGAAGGUCAUGUGUAAACUGUGUGGGGGUCUGGUGACGAUAAACGUCUACGCUAGUAUAUUUUUCAUCACCUGUAUGAGUGUGGAUCGAUAUCACGCCAUCGUCUACCCACUGCACUCUCAGAGCAGUAGGAGCAUAAAUCAGGCCAGAUGCGUCAGCGGCAUCAUUUGGGUCGUGGCGGCUUUGAUGACGUUGCCAACAGUUGUGUUCCGUGACAUACACACUUUCCCCGAUACCAACAUUACGGCUUGUGUCUUUUAUUUCCCCACCAACUACUGGCGAGCCGGGUUAACACUUGCAAAAAACACCCUUGGAUUCUUCCUGCCUUUUUUAGUCAUUGCAACAUGCUACAGCCGAAUCGCCGUCCACCUUCUGGCCUCCCCAGGCUACCUGGAGCAGGACUCUACCCGACUGGUCCACGUGUUGCGUAUGGUGGUCGCUGUGGUAUUGGCGUUUUUCUUUUGCUGGUUCCCGUUCCAUGUGCUGGCGUUCCUCGAAGCUCUGGAAGAGCUGGGUGUGAAAUGGGAUUGUUGGGUGCUUCAAGCGAUUAAUAAAUUCCUGCCGUUCUUUCUCUCACUCGGCUUUUCCAACUCUGCCAUAAACCCUUUCUUGUACUGUUUUGUGGGAAAUCACUUUCGAGAGAAGCUGUGGCAGUUUUACGGGGAUAUGCUGACGCAGAAAAGAGAUUCUAUCAGUACAAGACUGUCUUCCUUCUCCAGGAAACUGAGUGACCUCAAAGAAACUGUGCCUAUGGAGAUUCUUGAGCAGCAGAGUAGUGGAAUCUAGUAAAGCUGUAACCUUUGCAUAUUAUUAUUAUUAUUAUUGUAACUACAGAGGACCGUGUCAGUAUCAGUCAAGUGCUUUUCCAUUGACUGCCACUUGUUCAUGAUGAUCAGUUCAGAUAUUGUUGUUGUUUCACUGUGCCUUAUUUCUAGUACAAAGUGGUUGUGAUUAGCGUCAGCGUCUAUAAACAACAUUUUGUUACAUAACAGUGUGUAGAAAUAUAGCCAACAUAUUAUGCUUUGACUUUAUCCAGGAUGAGGAAUUAGCUGAUUUUUCUGCACAAAUCAUAGAUAAUCAAAAAAAUAAAAUAAAUAAAAAUUUAAAAAAUGUUGAGUACAGCUGUACAGACAAUAUUUGGAUUAUUGGAAAUAUCAGUUGUAUAUAACACUCAAAUGUUAGACAGUGUUAAUCAUGUCUUUCAUAUGGCUGAUGUCUGCCAGACAGACUGAAAUUCUAUCUUUAAACUGUAAUAUAAAAAGUCACAGAAAUGUAACAUGAGCUGUUAAAAAGCUGUUAUAAAUCAUUGUAAAUUGAAUUAUAAUUAUAAUUAUAAUUAUAAUGGAGCAUCAUCAAUAAAUGGUGUUUGCAAGUAUACAACACUACUGUUUUGUUCUGUGAUUUACUAUCUGUCUGUCUGUAAUCAAUAUGAUGAGAAUAAGACUGUCAUCUUAAAGGGAACAUCAGAUGCAAAAUUCACUUUUCCAUGGUGUUUGUAUAUAAAUGUGUUUUAGCAGUGUGUGGACUUUCUGUGUGGACUUUUUCAGGGUGUUCUUUCUUUUUAAAUCCCCAAAAAACCUAAACUGCCGUUUUGAUUUUCUGAGCAGUAUGAUGUCAUACUGCUCUGGCCCCACCCACGACCACCUACGGACUGUCCUGUAUUUGCAUAUUUCCACCCUCGUGCCAGUUAUACAUUGUUCGCCAUUUUCUCUGUGCUCGAGCAGGUGUAGCGACAGCAAUGUCUCAUAAGCAAUGCAGGUGUUUUGUAGUUAGAUGUAAAAGUGAACUUAAGGUGUUUUACAUGACCAUUAAGGAAUUUUAACCAAAGUAUGUUACAGACAUUUCAUGAAGACCCCAAAGAAUCAUACCAACUUGUGGAAAAUGGGCAUUAUCAUUAUCAUGACAGCCGUUGUUUGAAUUGGCAUCUUGUUUUGUAUAGGGCUGCAUUACAUAUCUUAGGAGUAGAUUCUUGAGCUAAUGUACACUAGAGCCAGAGGUGGUGUUAGGUUAGACUGUAACAUUGUCUGUCAUUCCAUCAUUAUCUAUUACCUGUCAUUUUAAUGUUCAUAUUUUAAUUAUAACACAUUUCAUUGCUUUUUUUUUUUUUUUUUUUUUUUGUUCACAUUUUAAUUUUUAAUUAUGAACCUACAGGAUGAUAUAGGCUUAUGCAUUUAUCUUGAAGAGAACAGAUGAACAGACGAGACUGUGUAACUUUUCAUGUUCAACACCACACCCUGCAGUGACAGCGAUUUUGAUAUAUUCUCAUUUUUAUGAGCCAAUAUCGGUUCUUAAAUCCCAAUCAGGGUCUUUUGGUCUAUGCUGUUUUCCAUUGAUGUAUGAACAGUACAUAGUGCACCUCCAAUGCAAUAAAUCGCAAUAUGCUAA
Labeo rohita (rohu) is the source of this 3324-nucleotide messenger RNA. It is a transcript of the gene agtr2, whose product is annotated as angiotensin II receptor, type 2. Lineage: Eukaryota; Metazoa; Chordata; Actinopteri; Cypriniformes; Cyprinidae. Gene Ontology annotation, cellular component: membrane. Gene Ontology annotation, molecular function: G protein-coupled receptor activity. The transcript is spliced from 3 exons. Gene Ontology annotation, biological process: G protein-coupled receptor signaling pathway; immune response. Bases 625 to 1725 code for a protein of 366 amino acids. The record is from RefSeq and is a predicted model, not a curated record.